AUGCGAUCGCGAGUCGAAGUGAUACGCAGUGAUCGCCGGAUCGCCCACCCUAUCGCUACUUAUGCAUGGCUUACCGCAGCAUUUGCGUGGCUGAUCGUUGCAUUUGCAUGGAUUACCACGAUCGUGUCCCGCGUCCUCCCACUAUUUGCGCUGCAGGACGAGUCCGAGCUGGUGUAUCUCUCGGGGGACCGGGAGAAGUCGCUUCCUCUCUCCGCAGUCAGCACGAUCGCGUGGGGCCAGAAGACAGCCAUAUUCCACCGGCACCUAAGGCCCGACAAGGAGAACCAGUCCUUCUCCAUCAUCUUCUGCAACGGGGAACGAACCAUCGACGUCAUCUGCAAGGACACGGACGAGGCGGAGAUGUGGUUCGUGGGGCUUGGAGCGCUCGUGGAGAAGCAGCGCCGUACACAGUCGGAACGGUUGGGCAGGCAGGCGGUGGUGGUGGCGGAGAGAGGCACGCAAGACUGGUCACCCAACUCCUCGCCCUUCUUUUCUGUGGACCGUAAGCCCCAGGCAGGCGGGUCCGCGACUGCCAGUCCGCCGGACAGGCUGAGCCCAGACGUGGCCCCCAUGCCCGCGUCCAAGUCCGCUCAGGACAUUUCAACGUACCCAGCAGCAGAUGACCGCUCCAGUGAUGGUGAUGAUGCCUCAGACACCGCCUCUCUCAGUGGCUUCUCUGUGCUAUCUGUGAACCACGCGUCCGCCGCCAAUGCACAGUCGAUUCUGGGGGUGAAUAGUAACGGUGGUGGUGGGGCUGGAGGGGUUGGGAGCGGUGGGGGUGGUGGUGGGGGUGCCAGUGGUAGUGUGACUAUAGCGGGGGCGGCUGGGCCCGGGACGAGUUCUGUCCCUUCCACCACGUCCUCAUCUUCCUCCUCCUGGUGGGACAAAUCCUCUGCUUCCAGUAGAACGGAGUCUGGAGCUGUUGCGCAGGGUAAACCACCCUCGGGAAUGUGGGCCGAUGCUGCUGCAGUGACAAGUCACCCGAGCACAACCAGCAGCGCAGGGGAGGACGCGGGGGGAGAGGCUCUAGGAGAUCUGUUCAUGUGGGGGGAGGGGCUUGGGGAAGGCGCGCUCGGGGGAGGCGGGAUGAGAAAGAAGGGCGGGCAGAGGAUGGUGAUGGGGGCGGAAUACGACAGUGUGGCGCCGAAAGCGCUGGAAUCCGGGGUGGUGCUGGAUAUAUGCAGGGUGGCGUGCGCGGAGGAGCAUGCAGCGCUGGUGACGCGGCAGGGGGAGGUGCUGUGCUGGGGGGAGGAGUCCGGGGGGAGGCUGGGGCAGGGCGUGGAGAAGGACGUGGAGCAUCCGCAGCUGGUGGAGGCGCUGGGGGGCCUGCGCGUGGAUCAGGUGAGGAGUGGGGUGAGGCGUCUGGCAAGCGCACGUGAGAAUAAGGUUGCGUGCAAGAGAGGGCAAGGGCAGUCUGGACUUCACGUGUGCCCUCACGCGCUGGGGCGAUGUGUACAUAUGGGGGAACGGGCGCAGGUGCCAGGGGCUGCUGGGGUCAGGCGGGUGGCGUGUGGCACGCACUUCACUUGCGCCCUCACGCGAGGGGGCGACGUGUACAUAUGGGGGGACGGGCGCAGGUGCCAGGGGCUGCUUGGAUCAGGGGGUUAUGGGGACAUGCCGCAGUGGGUGCCGCGCAGGUUGGGCGGCCCUCUGGACGGGGUGCAUGUGGUGCAGGUCGCAUGUGGGCCCUGGCAUGUGGCCGUGGUGGCGGGUGGAGGGGAGGUGUUCACGUUUGGCGAUGGCACGUUUGGCGCUCUGGGCCAUGGCGACUGCGAGGUUGUCCCAGUGCCCAGGCAAGUGCAGGCGCUACAGGGCUACCGAACCCUCAGAGUUGCAUGCGGAGUGUGGCACACUGCAGCAGUAGUGGACACAUGCCCGUCAGGCGAUGGCAGUGGUGGGGGCAACAGCAGCAGCAGUGGCAUGGGGGGCUGUGGGCAGGUGUUCACAUGGGGUGAUGGGGACGGGUACAAGCUGGGCCAUGGGGACAAGCAGCAGCAGCUGCUACCAACUCUGGUCAACGCCCUGCGCCAGGAGAGCUGCUCUCAGGUGGCGUGCGGGGAGAGUGUGACAGUGGCGGUGACAGCAGAAGGGCAGGUGUACACGUGGGGCAGUGCGGAGUAUGGCCAGCUGGGGAACCCUCAAGCUGAUGGCAAGCUGCCAGGCUGUCUGUGCUUCUGUCUCGACUCCCACCAAUGCAUUCUCCAUGUGGACCUCUCUUUUCUCCCUGUGUCCAUCCUCCCCCGUCUCUUCUCCAGCGCGAGUGGCCGGCCCAUUGCAGCAAAAGCAGGUGGAGCAGGUGUCAUGUGGGGCACACCACAUGGCAGCGCUCACCACCACAGCGCACCUUUUCACGUGGGGCAGGGGCGCCAACAGUCUCCGAGUCAACUCAAACCCCAACUCCUUUUCCCCCCAUUCUCCCUUGCAGCUAGAGUGGCCGGCCCAUUGCUGCAGAAGCAGGUGGAGCAGGUGGCGUGUGGGGCGCACCACGUGGCAGCACUCACCACCACAGCGCAUCUGUUCACGUGGGGCAGGGGCGCCAAUGGGCGUCUGGGCCACGGGGACGUGAAGGAUAGGGACGUGCCCACCGCUGUCACUGCCCUCAAAGACAGACGCGUUCUGCUGGUCUCCUGUGGGGCGGCCAGCACAGCCGUGGUGUGUCAGCACAAGCCCUUCUCAGGCGCCGACAACUACCAGUGCAACCAGUGCCGCCAGCCCUUCACCUUCGCGCGCCCCCGCCACAGCUGCUACAACUGCGGCCAACCCGUGUGCCACGCCUGUAGCAGCCGCAAGCUGCUCGGAGCAGCCAUGGCCCCAUCCUCCUCCCGCCCCUACCGAGUAUGCGACUCCUGCCAUGCCAAGAUGGUCAAAGCUGCUGCUGCCGCUGCUGCUGGGGCUGCUGUGGGGGGUGCUGUGGGGGCUGCGGCAGCAGCUGGUAGUGGUUUGGUUCACGGUUCUGUUUCUGCCUCCCUCCCCGCUCUCCCUGCUGCUACCCAUGCCCACUCCGCCUCUCCUCCCCUCCGCACCAGCGCUUCACCUCCCGCCAAACCUGACGACUCCCAUCUCCGAACCAGCCGGUCGCUCCGAACCUCGGUCCAAGCCCCAGGGAAGAGGUCAACCAGCCCAAUGCUCCGGCGGUCGAUGGGCACGAGCCCGCUUCGCCGAGCCUCCAGCCCGACCGCGGCUCAGAUAGCUUCGGCAGCCGCUGCAGCCAUGGCUGCUGCUAUGGCAGGGCGUAUGCCUGGGCCCACCCCUGCUUCCAUCGCAGCAGCAGCUGCGGCGGCAGGGCAGGUGGGACCAGGGGGCAUUGGAGGAGUGGGGGGGAUGGGGGCUGUGGGGGGCCUGGGAGGCGUUGUGGCGCUGCCUGGGGCAUCAGAGGCGGAGAGGGACACAGCCAUGGCGGGCAUGCGGCAUGCCAAGCAGAACGCAGAGAGGGAGGCAUACCGCCUGCAGGAUGAGGUGGAGGUGCUGCGGCAGCACUGCCAGCUGCUGGAGCUAGAGCGCAGGGCCACCCUGGAGAUGGCUCAAGGGCAGGUGGAGGUGCUGCGGCAGCACUGCCAGCUGCUGGAGCAAGAGCGCAGGGCGACACUGGAGCUGGCCCAGAGGCAAGUCGAGGCAGCAGUGACAGCGGCCAGUGAAGCAGGAGCGAGGGCAGCAGGUGCACGCGACAUCAUCCAAGUGUUGUGCGCUCAGAUGCAGGAGCUGCUGCAGCAGGCGCCGUCCAUCCCUGUCAAGCAAGCCAGUCUGGCGAUCCGAGCCGUUGAUGACUCAGUGCUCUACACUGGUCCUCUGCUCCUGUCGUCGUCCGUGCUGCCCCCGUCCCUUGUUGAGCUGCCACCGCUGCCUGUUUCAGGGAGCGGUGGUGCCGCGCUUGCUGCUGCUCCUGGUGCUUCUGUGGGGAGUGUUGAGGGGUGUAGGGUAAGGGGUGGAGGUACAGCAGCAGGAGCAGCGGCAGCAUCAGGUGUAGGAGCAGCAGAAGCAAGUGCUGCUUCCCAGGCAGCUGGACCAGCAAGUCUCACUGGCAACUCGCGUCCAACCAGAGGCUUCCUCGUGUCCUCCUCUUUGGGUAGCUAUAACAGAGGGGAAGCAAGUGGCAAGGGAUUUCCUGAGCUGGUCCUUGCUGUACCCAGCCACCAGCAGCAGCACCCAUGGCAGGGGAACGCAGGUGGGAGUGAGGUGCGUGAGGGGUGCGGGGUGGAGGCGCAGCAUGAGGGAGGAGUGCCUUGGACCCCUACAGGGGCCUCGUCUGAUAAGAUAUCACCUCGUUCCAAGUGGAUUGGUGGGGGGAGAGCGACAGAGGGAGCAACCGCAGCAAGAGCAGUGGGAGGGAGAGAGGCAGGCUCGUUUUCUGGUGUGGCAGGGGCGGGCGUGGCAAGGGGAGGCUCCAGUGUGGAUGUUAGCGCACGUGAGAGCGUGGGAGUGGGGGGGUCAGUCAGGGGAAGCUCACCCUUUGAGGCUCCAGCACGGUGGACAGAAGCAAGUGCGGAGAGGGGCAGCUCUGGCGCUCAGCUGGAUGGUCUCAGCCUGAGAAAUUCCCAGGGGGGUUAUCUUGGCAGCAGGGGUGGAGGGGCGACGGGUGAGAGGCAGGAGCGGCGGACACUGCCUGUGUUUGAGGCGCCACGGGGCGUGAGCAGCGAGCAGCAGCAGCAGGAGAGCAAGAGUCGCAUGGUGCCGUCGCUGGUGCGGCUGCAUGAGUCGCGGACGCAUCUGCGGCAGCGGGAGACCACUCCUGAGCGCGUUCCUGUAGGUGUCUCUGUGGGAACUCUGCCUCCCAGUGCAGCUGUGCCUCCUCAUGUUCCUGGCCCGAGCAGCAGGAGGAGCCUGCCUGCUGUGCCUGGGCUCAGCAGCAGAAGCAGUGUGGGUGGGAUGAGAGAGAGUCUGGGCGGCGGGAGAGAGAGUUUGGUUCAGGAACGGAAUGGGCGGCCGAGUGAGAAUCUGAUUGGUAGAUUGGGAGGAAUGGCAGGGGAGAGGGACGUUGGUGGGGAAGGGAAGGCUGCGUUAGGUGAGGGUGAUGAGUCAGUUGACGGUGGUGGUGGCAGUGGUGUGAGGGAAGCAGGUUCUACUGACGAGACCAGGCAAGAGCUGAACUUGGGUUCUCAAGGAUGGGAAAACGAAAACGUGGAACCAAGUUUUAGGUAUGCAGCUUUGCAAGAGAACAUGGGGCAGGGUGAGCAAGGGAUUGAUGAGGAGGAGGAGGGAGGGAGAUAUGGGAGUCAAGCAGAUGGCUUGCUGUCUGCAAACCCACACACCGAGCAGGAACUGCAUGGGAGACUGUUGAUCAAUGGCUUGGACAAGACUGGCAUGGCUGGUGCUGGUGGAGCUUCAAGCUCUGCUGAUGCUGCUACAGGGGCUUGUACAAGUGAGGAGCAUCCAGGCGUGUUGACAGAGGAGACAGUUCGGAUGCAUGGUUUGGAUGGCAUUGCUGAGUGUGAGGAGGAGGGUAGAGGGGCGGACUCUGGGGGUGGUGAUGACAGGGAUGGGUCACAGAGUGAAGCUGGGUCGACAAGUUCGAGUAGACGCGGGGAGGGCAAGGGAGGAAGCAGGAAGUCGACGCGCAAGCUGCAUGAGAACGAGUGGGUGGAGCAGCCGGAGCAGGGGGUGUACAUCACGCUCUCUAAGCUGCCUGGCGGUGGAACAGAGUUGAGACGUGUCAGAUUCAGCCGGAAGCGCUUUAUUGAACGGCAAGCGGAAACGUGGUGGGCACAGAACAAGACUCGAGUUAUGGAAAUGUAUACCAUUAAGAGCACUCAUAAGAGAUCAGCAGGAGAGGUUAGCUCAGUGGUAGACAUUUAG
This is a messenger RNA of Closterium sp. NIES-65, 5790 nucleotides long. NCBI's taxonomy places the organism in Eukaryota, Viridiplantae, Streptophyta, Zygnematophyceae, Desmidiales, Closteriaceae. The record is from the annotation of a GenBank genome assembly.